CAGUUUUAACAGCAUAUAUUAGUGUUUUAACAAAUUAUUCAUAUUCAGGUUCUUCCUCGAUGAUAGCAUUUCUUCUGUUUUCCAUCCGUUUUAAGACACCUUUGAUUCUAUACCUUCGUCCGUUCAUUGAACAGAAGGUUGAUACAAUCAAAGUAAAGACACCAGAGGAGAUCGAACGUAGGAACGCCAUACAGAAUAUAUUAGCUGAUCCUCACCCUGGUCUGUACCCCUUGUCUUCUUUCGUUCAAGACAUCGUCGUUGAAAUACGUGAAGUGAAGCGUCGUCUACAAUGCGGGAAACUAAACACGACGCCCAACACUCCUAAUAUUGGAUUACCUUUCCCAUCUCGGACAUUAAAACCCACCAAGGACCGUACGAGAGUUAACUCGUUCAGAUUCGCUGUUUCUUCUGGAUCACAUAAAGUGCAAGUCGAAAAGGAGGAAUCUGUAACACCAAUAGUUGACACCCAGCGUACUUCGGGACAAAAGAAGUUUUCUAAAGGACGAGAUUCAUGGAAGAAAUUGAGUCGUGCGGCGACCGAAAGUUUCCAUAACCAAUCGUCAUCUGCAACUACGAGUAUUGAUGACCAAGGAUUUGGAAGUCGACAUUCUUCCCUUAAUACUUCAAGUCAAAAGUCCGGAGCUACAGCCGCUGCUGUCCCGAAUAUAAAAGUAGAUCACUGUCAAAGUCCUGGGACGUCAAGACAUAUCACGAAAGAAGCAAACAGAGAAGGAUAUUUUUAUAAAACUCCAUGCGCAAGUGGUGAAUGUACUAAAGACACUCAAGCAAACACUUCUGCAAAGUUGGUUAUUUGCGAUGAAAACGUUAAAAAACCUAAGAGGGGGAAAUCGUUUUACAAAUCGAAGCACCAGCAGCCGGUAUCUGAAACUAACAACCAGACAACAAAACAAGGCCAAGAUUUUGACUUAGCCAGCUUUGAAAGAGCAAAACAAGCGCUCAGUAAAAUGAUCACCGCCACUUCGCCACCUGCAAGUCGAAGCCAAUCUCCAGAUCAAAGAUAAAGAGAAGGUGGACAAUACACAAACAUGCCCUGGUUAUAACUUGGUUACAAUAUAAGGGUUUGUAAGAACUGUCACAUUUCCUUAUUGUGUCAAAAUAAAAAAUAAAAUAUUAAAA
Ciona intestinalis (vase tunicate) is the source of this 1137-nucleotide messenger RNA. Lineage: Eukaryota; Metazoa; Chordata; Ascidiacea; Phlebobranchia; Cionidae. The record is from RefSeq and is a predicted model, not a curated record.